CCGGGAAUUCUGGAACAUCUCACCACUAUUGAUUGAAUAAUUAGCGUCCAACAAGAUAUUCCACACACAAUCGACUAAUAAUUUCCGGAACAAAUUUAGCCCCAUCCUGCUUACAAUCUGCUGAAGGGACCGACUCUUUUUAUUCUAUUUGCUGGUCUAUAUAUGGACGUCAUCGAUGCCUCAGGCGUUCGAGCUAUUCCCACUCUUUAAGUCAACAAGAAACUCAAAUUUAAUUGACAAAACCGCUACUAGAAAUGGCCAAUUCCAACGCAAGGUUCAUAAAUACAGAAAUGGGAGUGAGGGCAUCGCAAGCCUGUGACCGGUGUCGGAUAAAGAAAACAAGAUGCGAUGGAGGAAACCCAUGUUCGAAAUGUGCGUCGGUGGGUUUUCUGUGCACCGUGUCCGACAAGCUAGCUCGAAGGUCGUUUCCAAAAGGAUAUACUGUCAACUUAGAAAACAGAAUCAAAGAGCUCGAAAAGGAAAUAAAACUGCUCAAAUCGCAAACGAGCUCGAACGGAGUGAAAUCCGAAAACCCGGGAGUCGAACCCACGCCGAAUCCUGAGAUCCACAAAACAAAAGAUGCAGAAAAUGGAACAGCAAUUGGUGAACCGCCCGCAGUUAUUGUGAAGAAUCAAAACCAUCUGAUCCAAAUCAAUAAUCCAAUCGAUCAGAUCUUCAAUCUCGAUGAAAACGGCAUUAUCAUUGGUAAUGACAACUUGAACUUUGAGUCACAAUUCAACCAUCUUCUUAUCAAUUUGAAGCUCCCUUUUCUCAAAAUCACCAAUUCUCAUAACUAUCUACAAGAUGAUCCGAACACCUACUUAUUCCAUCGUUCUUACAAGAACUACAACAACUAUCAUAACAAAGACUUAGGGGUCAUCUAUAACCCUUUAACUAUGAAAGGACUGCUUCGAAACUCUGGUCCAGGUAGUGAAGAGCUUCCCACCGAUGUUUAUGACCUAUUCAUUAAGCUUGUAAGCAAUUUCAAAAAGUUAUUCAGCUCCAAAAAAGAGCUAGACCAUCAAAUCGUCCAAUACUUCCUCAAUUAUAACACAUUUAUCCCUAUUUUUGAAUACGAGGUGUUCAUGCAAGGAUAUGAUGCUUUCCACACAAUGUACCCAUUCAUGUUUACGUACGAUGAUGCGACUAUCAACGGCUUCAACUUGUCCUCAAACGACUAUCAGGUUGUCAACGAGUAUCUCGUCCUUGUGAUCCAGAUAUAUGCCAUGAUUCUGAUGAACGAUCCCUCCCUCAAUCUUAAUUUAUUGCUCAACCACAAAUCUCCAAAUUAUACUUUUCGUCAAGGAAGAAUGGAGAAAAAAAAUUUGGUGAGCUCGCUUUACGACUUUCUUCCUUAUUUGAAUGUAUUUCAUGUCUCCGUCAAUCAACUACACACAUACUUGUUGUUUCUUUACUACUCGCUUAUCACAAACAAUAAGGAGAAAUCUUUGGUUUUAUCUUCACUUAUCAACGCUUUCAUUGGAAUCUUGGGUGUUAACCUUAAUUGUGACAACUUGUUUUUCAGUGAUUUGAGCCUCACUUUAUCUCAAAGACGCGAUCGAGUCAAAGUCUUUUGGUCUUUUAAAAUAUUGCUCAAGUGUUUUAACUUGAAGUUUGGUUUCAAGCCAACAAUCAAUACAACGGUAAUUAAUCCAGUCACCAUUGAUCGAUAUUUCAAGCUAACUCCCGAAAAGCUCAGUCUGUUAGUCACUCCAAAUACUGAUGGGAAUAUAGACAGUUUGUUCGAAACUCUUCUAGCCCCUAGUAUUGAGUUUUUGAAUUUGAUGAAUAUUGUCAUUCCAUCUUCAUUUUCCCCAAAUUACUAUGAGUAUUUGAAGCAAGAUCGACAUGGAGGUGAAGCUCAAAAUCCCGCCGCAGCAGCUAAGAAAGGGCAUACCAGCCACCUUGACUGGAUUCUAAAUGAUGAUGAUGGAGAUGGCAAUGACGGAAACCUUAAUUAUAAUUACAACCAGUUUUUGUCGAUUGAUAAAAACCUCUCCAAUUGGAGGUAUGCUCUCCAAGAUAAGAAAUUGAACAUACAGCCUUUGGAAAAGGUAAUUGGCUUGUCAAUGCUAUCAAAAUUCGAGGAUUCCUCGCUUUAUUACAGAAUUUCUUUCGACGGGGGCAAUAUGUACCAAAACUUUGGAAUUUCUCAAGAAGGGCUACAUCACUAUGUCAACACUGGCAUACCUGAUGUUCAUUCUGCAAUACAAUUGAUCAAAAUGCAGUUGCACUUUCAUUACCUCAUGAUUAGGUCUAUGAAUUACUUGAACUUUGUGAUAGAACACGAACUAGCCUCAGGCUACUAUUUGAAAAUUGCGAGUAUCUCCAGAGAAGUCCUUGCAUUCUUCUUGAUCAUUUUUCAACAUGUGGGGCACUCACAUACCGAAGUUCCUGAUGCUCUCGAGAGCAUAAAUGAGAUGAAAAAUGUUUACGAUCCUUUUCCUUCCACAUUUGAUAUCGAUGAGGAAGGUUUGAUUAUCAAUGACUUUUCGGCAAGACGGAGAAGAAAAGAUUCAGGCUCGAAAGUUCGAUUUCCGAGUAAAGCCAUACCGAGCUCCCCUUUCAACCCCAUCCUAAACGGUUUAUCUUUGACAAUGAUUAAUUUCAAAAAAAUCAUCGUACUCCAAAUGUUAUAUCUUCUUAUUUGCAACUUAAAGAUUGCAAAGAAGGGAGGCAGCAUGAGUGGCGAUACUUUACAGAUUUUGAGCGACAGUAUAUCUCUCUUUAUCAAAAUCUUCAUCAAUUAUAAACCUCAUCCAAGCAACCUGCUGACUAUAAACAAAAAGGAAGAGUUUCUGCUUUUCAAACGGAUCAUCAAUGAUGAAUUGAAAGACGACAUAUUGAACGACAGCAAUAAUGAUACAGACUUGGAGGAUGAAGAAGCAAAUGAAAUAGACUGGGAUGAUGAAAACAUGGAUGAGGAUUUGAAGUACCUCAAAAUAUUGAAGUACAUCAAGUAUAAAACAAGCUCCUUAACCGAAUUGACAACGAGUCAGGGGUGGAAAGACAACAAGGAACUAAAGCCGGAUAUUCUUGAUAGUAUGGUAGUGGUUGGUGUUCCUGGCAACAACAGUUUACAGCAACAGAGGAUUCCAAAUUCUGUCUCGACUCUGAACUCGGCCAACCCAUCGGCAUUCCUUCGGUUCUCACCUGGUACUUAUACGUCUGACCUAAACCUGGCUGCAAUCUAUCCAAAUUUUGAUUCCCCUGGCACAGUAGCCAAGCUUGGAAGUAUUCUUGAAAAGGGAGACGAGAAGAAUAAGCAGGAAAGAGAACUUGCCAAUGAUUUAAUGAGCAUGCGAAAUGGUGUUCUUCGGCAAAACUAGUAGGUACGAGUGAGAUUCAUAGAUUGUUACUAGUAAUCUAUAAGACACAUUUUAGAGAC
Messenger RNA from Metschnikowia bicuspidata var. bicuspidata NRRL YB-4993, 3388 nucleotides. RefSeq names its product Zcf16p (gene ZCF16). The record is from RefSeq and is a predicted model, not a curated record. Lineage: Eukaryota; Fungi; Ascomycota; Pichiomycetes; Serinales; Metschnikowiaceae. Gene Ontology annotation, biological process: positive regulation of transcription by RNA polymerase II. Gene Ontology annotation, molecular function: zinc ion binding; DNA-binding transcription factor activity, RNA polymerase II-specific; sequence-specific DNA binding. The coding region runs from base 255 to 3329 and encodes 1024 amino acids. The transcript has a single exon.